UGGGCAGAACGGCGCACACUGGGCUCGUUGCAGCUUUAACCAAUAUCUGGCAGCGUGUUUCCAUUGAACAGAAAUGCUUUACGCAUGUCGAAUGAAUGUGCAUAACGGGGUUCCGAUCCACCGCCUAAAAUGGAUUUGUAGCUCUAUAUGCGCGUACAUCCCCUCUGCUGCAUAAGCAAGAGCAAAAGGACACAGGGCGUCGUUGUGGUUUUUGUUAUUAAUAACUUAGUAGCAACAUUGCAAUUGGUUAGCGGAUGCCAAACAUGGGGUGAGGGGGUCGCUGACUGAAAAGUCUCGCAAAAAAAUCACCUGGGGUCGUAUCCUGUUGUAAUUUUUAAUGAACGCUGAUAUGCUCGUCAAAUUGCCGUUUUGCGUUUAUAAACGAUGCAUUUAAUAUGUACAGUGCAUAUGGCCGUCCCUACGUUAAAAAAAACUGUUCCGUCGUCUUCUCCACAACUCGUACAAUGAUGAACUAGACUUAUGUGGUGCAAGUUAUGCCAAGUUUUCCCACAUUUGUCAAUAGUACCCGCAGACUCCAUUGGCCACUGUUGCUUGUCUGCAGACCCCGUUGUUUUGAUAUCGGUUUGCAGCGCUCAAUACACCCUCUGCUGGUUCCGUUGUGUAUAGCAGUGAUGUAAUUGCAGUUCAUGCGGUUGACCCGGACGUGAUAAUCGCGCACCGUAGUAAACACGUGUGAAAGUGUCGAGGUUAACUUCAGCAGGAUUUAAAGACCCCCCCCACCACCACCGCCGGCCAUGGGCAAGUCCAAGCAAACGGGGAACCACAAGAGCGACAAGAAGAAGAACAUCGCCAAGACGUGGAAGACCAAGCGGAGGACCAAGGACCUGGAUCAGAUCCACUGUGACAUGAAGCCCGGUAACGCCGCCAGGCUCCUGAAGCAGGAAGUGGACUAUGACGUCACGGGAUCGGCACAGCACUACUGCCUGCACUGCGCUCGGUACUUCGUUGAUCUGAAGGCCAUGAAGGAGCACUUCAGGACCAAAGUCCACAAGAAGCGGCUGAAGCAGCUGAGGGAGGAGCCGUACUCCCAGGCGGAGGCUGACAGGGCCGCGGGGAUGGGCUCCUACAUCCCCCCGAAAACUGUGGAGGUGCAAACCCAGCCCGUGGAGGAGAACAUGGACUGAACACGGACCCCCAUCGCACCAUCCCUGCCCCGCCUCACCAACCCUUCACCCCCUCACUCUGGCCAGGGGGGUCAAACUAGUGCCCGCCGUUUUUUGUGGUUUGCUUUAAAUCAGCUGCCAAGUAAGGCCUUGAGAAGACGUUGUGUGGGUUCUUGAAUGAGCCACUGGUGCCGACAACCAGCAGACACUGCGGCCCUCCGGGACUGGAGCUAAACCUGCAGGCACUGCGGCCCUCCAGGACUGGAGUUAAACCUGCAGACACUGCGGCCCUCCAGGACUAGUGUUAGUUUGGCCCCUGUGUUCGGACAGAUAUGCUGUUUGAGCUUUUCUUUUUGCGGCUGCUCCUGGGAUCGCAUGACAGUCGAGUGCCUUUCGCAAUUCUGUGUGUUCAUGUAAAUAUAUGAUGGAAAUGUAUACAUGUAAAGUAUGAAUUAUUGUGUAGAGUCUUUCACACACAUAAAAA
This is a messenger RNA of Conger conger (European conger), 1608 nucleotides long. It is a transcript of the gene znf593, whose product is annotated as zinc finger protein 593. Lineage: Eukaryota; Metazoa; Chordata; Actinopteri; Anguilliformes; Congridae. The record is from RefSeq and is a predicted model, not a curated record. Bases 756 to 1145 code for a protein of 129 amino acids. Gene Ontology annotation, molecular function: nucleic acid binding; zinc ion binding. The transcript is spliced from 4 exons.